GUCUCCACCGACACGAUCGGCCACUCGGACGACGUUAUGGACUGUCGUUUCGGAUUUGGACCACUUCCGGAGACUGGGGAACACACCACCGGCAAUCAGCCGUUCAUCAACCCAAAAUUCAACCUGCCCAGUUUUGUAGCAACACCCAACAAGAAGCGCUUCCACAACUGUGCCGGUCGCCUCUACCACCAGCUCAGCUGCUCCCAUCGUAUUCGAACGGACAUCGUCGAAGAGUGCGGCACGAAUUGUGUGGAGCCAUUUCAGGGCCGAAUGGGUCUCCCUUUCUGCUGUCAGGAAUGCUUAGAUCAGCAGUACAAAGCAUCGAGGGAGCAGCUUGAAACUGGCGUCCGAUCCAUGUACAGCGGAUAUGAGGAAAUCAGCUGGGAGGAGUACGAGGCCUGGUUCAACGCAAAGGAAGCGUCUCUGGAAGAUUUUGAGCGGAGCUGGCAAGCAUACGUUAGAGGAGUCCGAUCCGAAACGCGACCUAGUCAUGUGGCCUCUGCCCGUGAGUCCGAGCCAGAGGACUUGGAUCUCGCGGGCAGUCUCGGCUGUAUUUCCUUGGAACGGGAAACGCCCACCGUGGCUUACUGUCCACCUUCAAUGUCAUUGAAUGGGCAGCGAGUGAGCCUUGCUACCGAUCCACCUGAGCAACUUCGCUUCAAUCUUGAACUCUUGUCCCUC
Messenger RNA from Westerdykella ornata, 681 nucleotides. RefSeq lists its product as uncharacterized. The record is from RefSeq and is a predicted model, not a curated record. The annotation marks the transcript as partial. The transcript has a single exon. NCBI's taxonomy places the organism in Eukaryota, Fungi, Ascomycota, Dothideomycetes, Pleosporales, Sporormiaceae.